Messenger RNA from Brassica napus (rape), 1479 nucleotides. Its product is annotated as thaumatin-like protein 1. Bases 207 to 1274 code for a protein of 355 amino acids. The record is from RefSeq and is a predicted model, not a curated record. Gene Ontology annotation, biological process: defense response. Gene Ontology annotation, cellular component: extracellular region. Lineage: Eukaryota; Viridiplantae; Streptophyta; Magnoliopsida; Brassicales; Brassicaceae. The transcript is spliced from 3 exons.
AAUUUGUCAGGUUUCAGGCAUAGAGCCCAGUAAACACACACCACAACAAAUCUAGGGAAAAAUAAAAUAAAUAUAAAGAACAAAACCCAUACCAAGUGACUUCCCAGUCUUUCUCAGCUCUCUCUCUCUCUUCCACAACAACAAAGAUCUUCACUUUUCACUAGAUCCUACCAAGACUCCAAGAGUAGUGAGACUAAGAAACUGUAAUGGAUCUUUCUUCUCUUCGCGGCUCUUCCUCUCUGACACUGAGCUUCAUAGUUCUGCUCUUGGCUUCCACAGGUUCUUAUGGUUCAACCUUCACAUUUGCUAACCGGUGCGGCUUCACCGUCUGGCCCGGAAUCCUAGCCAAUGCUGGCUCUCCUACUCUCUCCACCACCGGUUUUGAGCUCCCUAAGGGCACCUCACGCUCUCUCCAAGCCCCUACCGGUUGGUCCGGUCGUUUCUGGGCUCGUACCGGUUGCAGCUUCGACGGUUCCGGCUCCGGUACCUGCAAAACCGGAGACUGCGGCUCAAACCAAGUCGAAUGCGUCGGACUCGGCGCCGCGCCGCCCGUAACUCUCGCCGAGUUCACUCUAGGCACCGGCGGCGACGACUUUUACGACGUCAGCCUCGUCGACGGUUACAACCUUCCGAUGAUCGUUGAAGUCGCCGGUGGAUCUGGGCAGUGCGCUUCCACGGGCUGCACUUCCGACCUUAACCUUCAGUGCCCCGCUGAGCUGCGUUCCGGCGACGGUGACGCGUGUAAAAGCGCGUGCGAGGCGUUUCGGAGUCCUGAGUACUGUUGCAGCGGCGCGUACGCUACACCUUCCACUUGUAGGCCUUCGGUUUACUCGGAGAUGUUCAAAGCAGCGUGUCCUCGCUCCUAUAGCUACGCUUACGACGAUGCUACGAGCACUUUCACUUGCGCCGGUGGAGAUUAUACGGUGACGUUUUGCCCUUCAUCACCUAGUCAGAAAUCAACGAGCUACCCCACCCCGGUACAAGACUCGUCGGCGACCUCACAAGGUUCGGACCCCGUGCCCGGUUCAGAUACAGGUUACUCGGGUCAGGGUCAACAACAGUCUCAAGGUCAGGGUCAACAACAGGCUCAGGAUCAGGGUUAUGGAUACGGGUCUCAGGGUACUGGGUCGCAGGUUGGUUCGGGAGAGACGAUGUUACAAGACGGAUCAUGGAUGGCUGGUUUGGCUAUGGGAGACUCUAGCAGAUUAACCGGUGCUUCACUAGCAAUGCUACUCGCCGGAUUUACCUUUGUGUUUCCUUUUAUUCUCUCGUAGCAUCAUCGUCUUUGACUUUCCCUUUGUUUAAUGUUAGACUGUCUUGUUGAUAAUCAGUUUUUUUUUCUCAAGUAGGACUGCAACAAUUUGGGGUUUUAGGUUGUUUUGUAUUGGAGCUUUGUGUGUGCGUGUUCUUGCUUCAUCUGUCUUUAAAGAAUGUUUGUUUAAUGUUCGACAUUGUGAGAUAUGUUUUGUGAUUUAAUCA